Messenger RNA from Papaver somniferum (opium poppy), 342 nucleotides. Its product is annotated as auxin-responsive protein SAUR71-like. Lineage: Eukaryota; Viridiplantae; Streptophyta; Magnoliopsida; Ranunculales; Papaveraceae. The record is from RefSeq and is a predicted model, not a curated record. The coding region runs from base 1 to 342 and encodes 113 amino acids. Gene Ontology annotation, biological process: response to auxin. The transcript has a single exon.
AUGACUACUACUAUUGAGCUUUGGAAAAAGAUUUUAUGCUGCGGUUUAAAGAAAUCGUCUUCACGAGCGGAUCGUGUUGCUCAAGGUCAUGUAAGGGUUUAUGUUGGUAAACAAGAAUUCCCAUGCAGAUUUGAGGUUGAAGCUAAUUACCUGAACCAUCCUCUCUUUGAGAAUUUACUUGAACUGUCAAGUGAAGAAUUCGGAUAUUCUUAUGAUGGUGCAUUGAGGAUAGCAUGUGAAAUUGAUCUUUUCAAAUAUCUUCUUGAUCUUCUUAAAUCAAGAAACCCUGCUGCGCAUUACAUGGACUUGCAUGAUCUUAUGUCUAAGUUCAAUGAUCGCUGA